This is a messenger RNA of Aphis gossypii (cotton aphid), 2948 nucleotides long. RefSeq lists its product as uncharacterized. The record is from RefSeq and is a predicted model, not a curated record. Bases 238 to 2460 code for a protein of 740 amino acids. NCBI's taxonomy places the organism in Eukaryota, Metazoa, Arthropoda, Insecta, Hemiptera, Aphididae. The transcript is spliced from 3 exons.
CAGACAUUCUUCAGUCGUUCAAUAAAGAUUUUCCGACACGACUCCGUUCGUCAAUCUAGUACAGUCGCUCAUGCAAAAUUGUUGUGUUUUAUUUAAAAUACUGUUUUUUUCUUUCAUAAUAUUAUUUUAAAUUUAUAACGAUGAUAUAGUGCAGUUUAUUUAAUUUUAUGUGAAAAAGUGUUACUGUGUGUUUAUUUUGUAGCUAACCAAAAAUAAUUUCAAAAAACAGAAACCACUAUGGCAAAAUUAAAUAGCAUGGUUAUUUUUUGCUUAGUUCAACUUACACUCAGCGAAGAUAGAAUAUCCGUGGAUACAGUUGGUACAAUUACAGCUACUGCCGGUUACUCUAUAGCAGAUAAUCAUUCACCUACUAUUAAAAGUCAUACUUCAAGUAUAGAAUUUUCUGGUGACCACGAUUCUUCUAAGGAUACAUCUUCUUCAAGUGAAGCUUAUACGUCAUUAACGCCUGGCCUGCGAAGUUCGCAAAGCUUGUCGUUAAGAUCUAGACAAGCCAGAGGAAAACCACAAAGCCAGACUUGGAGUGCUGAAGACAAAGACCUUGGUAAUCCGUCUUUUUCAUUGACCGAUCACCGAAUGAAUGAACAAUUGUAUAGUGUUAAACCUCAAACGUUUGACAAUCAAUCGCCACAGUUAUCCGAUGUAAAGAGUAAUGAAAGUGUCGAGAAGUCUGUGCCAUCAAUCACAUAUGGAAAAAAGAUGCAUAAAAACGAUGGACACGACGAUCGACCGGUUUUUAACGAUUGGUCCGAAGAAGUACAUAUGGCAUUUGAUAACAAUAAACCAAUUAGAUCGCGACGAAAGAAUAAACACCAAUUGGAUAGUGAACAGGAAAAAAGGAAAACGCAAAACAAAAAAUUAGCGGAAAGUAAUAAUAAGGAUGGCUGGCAAGAAUUAAGUCCCAACAUGGAAAUCGCUACAGGCAUUAUUACAUCUGUUCAAGAACAUGAUUCUUCACAAGAAUCAUCUAGUAGUUCAGAAUUGUUCAAAGCCCAUCGUCAUCCAGACCUGUUUCACGAGGAAGGCAUUUCCAGCGCGGAGGACGCGGCACACCAUCACACCGAACCGCAGAACUUCGACCACAAGCAGGUGCUGUCGAAAAUGAAUCAUUUCGACUUCAGCAACGCCGUGUCGCAGCAGGCCAGCAAGACGCCGCCGCCCAGGGAGAAGCGGCUGAACUACUUGCAGCCGGGCGGGGGCGGCCCGCCGGUGGCCAGGUACCCGUACAGCGCGGGCAGCGGGCCGUUGCAACACCCGUCGCCGGUGCAGGUGGUCGGGCCCUCUCCGCAACAGCCGCACCCGGCCGCCGCGGCCACCAAGUCCGUGAAAAUCGAACAGCCGUCGGCCACGCCCAACUACCACAGCAUCGUGGUGCCCAUACCCAUCUCGCACCAGAUGUACGCGGCCAUCGGCGGCGACCCGUCGUCCCCGGUGCACGGCCACCAGUUGGCCAGCAGCACCGUUCAGCAGGCGAUGAUGUCGUUGCCGGUCGUGCACAACGUGUUCUUCAAGACGGACGAGAACGGCGGCGGUAAGACCAUGCCGGCCAUCGUGAUACCCCUGAAACCGGAAUACCUGCACCAGUUGCAGCAACAGCACUACGCGCACGCGCAACAGCAACAGUCGGCGGCCGACGACUCGCUGAACGCCGCCGGACACCAGCGGCCGGUGCACCAGGGGGCCGGCAAAGCGUUGCAGUUCCAACAACUUCACCAUCAGCAGCAGCUCCAGCAACAGUCGUCCGCACCGUCGUCGGUGUCGCCGUCGUCGCUGGCGCCUUUGCAGCCGUACGCGCAAAAGCCGAAAACCGUAGCCAAAGUCAAAAAACCGUUUGGCUUGCAGAUGAAGGACAACGACAUGCAACACCGCGUCAAGCAGCCGUUCGGCCUGCAACACCAGUUCUACAACAACCCGUUCGCUGCGGGCGGAGGCGGAGGCCACGUACAGCUACACCACGGCGGCGGCGGCGGCGGCGGCGGCGGCCAGCAAUCCGACGAUUCGCGGUACGCGCAGUCGGCCACCGCUCCCGAUUCGGUUCCGCUCCACGCGUUUCCGGGCACCGGCCACCCUAUCGUCGUCAAGCGGCCGCACGCUUACGGUUACACCGCUUCGCCCUCCUCGCCGACGUCGACCAAGUACUCGCAGGCCGUAAACAAAUCGCCACAGCUACAACACCAUCACAACAACCACCAUCAUCACCACCACAACAACCUUCACCAUCACCAUCAACAGCAACAACAGCAGCCGUCCACCGAGGAACUGGCCGCGGCCAUCGCACAACAGCAACUUUUGCAGCAGCAGCCGUUCAAGGCCACCACGUACCAUCCUGGUUACGCAUACCUCAAUGGGCCCGAUGACGAUUACCCGUAUAAGCCCAUUUAUAAGGACAUGAACAAGCGCAACGACGUGCUGGUCGUCCGGACCGCUGAAGGUCGCAAUUGAUGGAUCUACGGCGAUCGCGAUUUCGCACACCGACCUAUUACCUACAUAAUAUUAUUUUAUAUAUUUUAUACACGUUAUAAUAGUGUUAUUAAUGAUUAUAAUUAUACACGUAUACGUGGGCAGACACGUAUAGACACAACUCGGAGUGAAGAGGUUUGGGGAGGGUUAACCAGUGGUAUUUUUUUCUUCAUAUCAUCGAUUGCAUACUUAACAGUUAUAAAUUACAGUAAGGAAAAACCCUCCCACAUAAAUAUUUUCUCGCGCGCGUGCCCGUGUAUACGCAUAUAUGUAUAAAGACUAAAAUGCUAAGAUAAAAUAACGUAUAUUAUUUACUAAUGUUAUUAUUUUUAUGAGAUAAAUUAUUAUUUAUAAGUAUCCAUAUAUUAUAUUUUAUGCGAAAAUAUGUUUUUUUUGAGUAAAAUUACAAUAUACUGUGCAACUCGCCAUAUUAUUCGCGAACAAUAAAUUAAUAUAUAAUAUUACUUACA